CGAGCCUCUUGGAUCUGGAGCUGGUUUAGUGCACCUGUAACUAUUUUUGGACGUAAUUCUAUCUCCAGAGGACCAUGUGAACUGGAUGAAGAUCAUUUUUUUUUGUAUUUUCUUCAACGAUUUUUAGUUUUGAACUCUGUGCGGUGAAAGAAGCAGGUUGUGUUUCUGUCCUGCUCCAAACUGGAUCGCAGCAUCUGCACAGUGUGGACGGCUGCAGCGGAAGACGAGAAGCUUAACAAAGAAGGAAAUUUAAAAAAAGAGGAGCUCUCCUCAUCGCACACCUGUAACAGCUGCUCCUCUGACGAAGAGCAAGAACAAGAAAGAAGGUUAAAGAGGACGCUCUGGGUCGGCUCUCCAUCCCUCCUUCACUUCCCACCUGUGUGGAUUAACUGGGCUGGGGCAGCAUGGCGCACGCCGCCUCGCAGCUGAAGAAAAAGGCGGACGAGAAUCUCGCCGCAGAGGAGGAGAAGGAGAAAAAGAAGGCGAGGAAGCGAUCGCGGGAGGUGAAGAAAAAGACGGACGUGAACGCCUGUUAUCUGCGCGCAGCUCGCGCUGGAAAUGUAGAGAAAGUUUUGGACUACCUGAAGAAUGGAGUGGACAUCAAUAUUUGCAAUCAGAAUGGUCUGAACGCUCUCCAUCUGGCCUCCAAGGAGGGCCAUGUGGAAGUGGUGGCUGAGCUCAUCAAGCACGGCGCCAACGUGGACGCAGCCACUAAGCAGAAAGGAAACACUGCCCUCCACAUAGCUUCUCUCGCUGGGCAGACUGACGUGGUGAAGGAGCUCGUCACAAACGGGGCGAACGUGAACGCACAGUCUCAGAAUGGCUUCACUCCGCUCUACAUGGCGGCGCAGGAGAAUCACAUGGACGUGGUGCAGUUCUUACUUGACAACGGCUCCAGUCAGAGCAUCGCAACUGAGGAUGGGUUUACGCCCCUGGCGGUGGCGCUGCAGCAGGGACAUGAUCAAGUGGUUUCCCUCCUGCUGGAGAACGAUACGAAAGGGAAGGUUCGCCUCCCGGCGCUGCACAUCGCGGCACGGAAAGACGACACCAAGGCCGCCGCCCUCCUCCUCCAGAACGACCACAACGCCGAUGUGGAGUCAAAGAUGAUGGUGAAUAGGACAACAGAGAGCGGCUUCACUCCUCUCCAUAUUGCGGCUCACUACGGCAACAUCAACGUAGCGACGCUGCUGCUCAACAGAGGGGCGGCGGUGGACUUUAAGGCGAGGAAUGACAUCACGCCACUGCAUGUAGCAUCCAAACGUGGAAACACUAACAUGGUGCGACUGCUGCUGGAGAGGGGGGCCAAGAUAGAUGCACGGACCAAGGACGGUCUAACUCCGCUCCACUGUGGAGCCAGAAGUGGCCAUGAGCAGGUGGUGGAGAUGUUGCUGAACAGAGGAGCUCCAAUACUUUCAAAGACCAAGAACGGUCUAUCUCCCCUCCACAUGGCAACACAGGGCGACCACCUCAACUGUGUCCAGCUGUUGCUGCACCACGAGGUUCCUGUGGACGACGUGACCAACGACUACCUGACGGCGCUGCACGUGGCCGCCCACUGUGGCCACUACAAAGUGGCGAAGGUCAUUUUGGACAAGAAGGCCAACCCCAACGCUAAGGCACUGAAUGGUUUUACUCCGCUGCACAUUGCCUGUAAGAAAAACAGACUCAAAGUGAUGGAGCUGCUUCUGAAGCAUGGAGCGUCUCUACAGGCCGUCACAGAGUCUGGCCUGACGCCGAUCCACGUCGCAGCUUUCAUGGGACAUGAAAACAUUGUCCACCAGCUGAUCCACCACGGAGCCUCACCAAACACAAGCAACGUGAGGGGGGAGACGGCGCUCCACAUGGCAGCGAGGGCCGGGCAGUCCGGCGUGGUCCGAUACCUGGUCCAGAACGGGGCGCGGGUCGAUGCCAAGGCCAAGGAUGAUCAGACUCCGCUGCACAUCUCCAGUCGUCUCGGUAAGCCCGACAUCGUGCAGCAGCUGCUGGCCAACGGGGCGAGCCCCGACGCCACAACGAUCUCUGGAUACACGCCUCUGCACCUGGCAGCCAGGGAGGGCCACAGGGACGUGGCUACAGCUCUGCUGGAUCAGGGGGCCAGCCUGGCCAUCACUACGAAGAAGGGCUUCACUCCUCUGCAUGUUGCAGCCAAGUAUGGCAAGAUGGAGGUGGCUAACCUGCUGCUGCAGAAAACCGCUCCGCCUGACGCUGCUGGGAAGAGUGGACUAACUCCACUGCAUGUGGCAGCGCACUAUGACAACCAGAAGGUGGCGCUGCUCCUGCUCAAACAGGGAGCGUCUCCUCACGCCGCUGCGAAGAAUGGAUACACUCCCCUGCACAUCGCGGCCAAGAAGAACCAGAUGGAGAUCACCACCACCUUACUGGAGUACGGCGCCUCCACCAGCGCAGUGACGCGGCAGGGGAUCACCCCGCUGCACCUCGCGGCGCAGGAAGGCAACGUGGACAUCGUGACGCUGCUGCUGGCUCGAGACGCCCCCGUCAACAUGAGCAACAAGUCUGGUCUGACUCCACUCCACCUGGCUGCCCAGGAGGAUAAAGUCAACGUUGCUGAGGUUUUAGUCAACCAAGGAGCAAUUAUAGACCCCGAGACCAAACUGGGAUACACCCCUCUCCAUGUGGCCUGUCACUAUGGCAACGUGAAGAUGGUCAACUUCCUGCUGAAGAAUCAGGCGAAGGUCAACGCAAAGACCAAGAACGGCUACACACCUCUGCACCAGGCUGCACAGCAGGGACACACGCACAUCAUCAACUUGCUGCUGCAGCACGGAGCGUCGCCCAACGAACUCACUGCGAAUGGGAACAGCGCUCUGUCCAUCGCCAGGAGACUCGGCUACAUCUCGGUGGUGGACACGCUGAAGGUGGUCACGGAGGAGACUCUAACCACUCAGACCGUGAUAGAGAAGCACAAGAUGAACGUCCCAGAGACCAUGAACGAGGUGCUGGACAUGUCCGACGACGACGUCUUUAAAGCCCAUGUCCCUGAAAUGAUCACAGACGACUAUUUUUCUGACGUGGAAGAAGAAAUGGAAGCUGAAAAUAUCUGCAUCGACUAUUGUGACGAUGCAAUGACCGGGGACACGGACAAAUAUCUGGCCCCGCACGACCUGAGGGAGCUGGGGGACGACUCUCUCCCCCAGGAGGGCUACAUGGGCUUCAGUGUUGGUGCACGCUCACAGAGUACCAAAGCCAGUUCCGACAGGUCCAACACGCUGAACCGAAGCUCCUUCACAAGGGACAGCAUGAUGAUCGAGGAGAUGCUGACAACCACUAAAGACGGGCAUUUGUUCAUGGCGAAGGAGGCCGACGACUCUCUGAGGAGGUACAGCUGGACUGCAGAUGCACUGGAUAACGUCAACCUCGUCUCCUCACCCAUCCACUCCGGGUUCCUGGUCAGCUUCAUGGUCGAUGCCAGAGGGGGCUCCAUGAGAGGAAGUCGUCACAACGGCAUGCGCAUCAUCAUCCCACCUAGGAAGUGCACAGCGCCCACCAGAAUCACUUGUCGGCUGGUCAAGAGGCACAAACUGGCAUCCCCGCCUCCAAUGGUGGAAGGAGAAGGGCUGGCGAGCAGACUGGUCGAGGUCGGUCCGGCGGGAGCUCAGUUUCUUGGGCCCGUGAUCGUGGAGAUCCCACAUUUUGGCUCGAUGCGAGGCCAGGAGAGAGAGCUGAUCCUGCUGCGCAGUGAGAACGGAGAAACCUGGAAGGAGCACGUCUAUGACUGCAAGACUGACAACCUCAGUCAGCUCCUCAACGGCAUGGAUGAAGAACUGGACAGUCCUGAGGAGCUUGAGAAGAAAAGGAUCUGCCGAAUCAUCACCAAAGACUUCCCGCAGUACUUUGCUAUGGUGUCUCGGAUCAGACAGGAAACCCACCAGAUGGGACCAGAGGGCGGGACUCUGUGCAGCCGGAGUGUGCCAUUGGUUCAGGCUUCUUUCCCCGAGGGGGCGCUAACCAAGAAAAUCAAGGUUGGGCUGCAGGCCCAGCCGAUUCCUGAAGACGCUGUGCAGAAGCUGAUCGGUAACAGAGCUACCUUCAGCCCCAUCGUUACCGUGGAGCCUAGGAGAAGGAAGUUUCACAAGCCCAUCACCAUGACGAUCCCAGUUCCGCCACUCUCAGGGGAGGGGCUUACAAAUGGUUACAAAGGCGACAAUACUCCCUGUCUCCGCCUCCUCUGCAGCAUCACUGGUGGUACAUCACCUGCCCAGUGGGAGGACAUCACUGGCACAACUCCUCUCACAUUUGUCAACGACUGUGUCUCUUUUACCACUAAUGUCUCUGCCAGGUUCUGGUUAGCAGACUGUAACCAGACCCCAGAGACGGUGGGCCUGGCCACGCAGCUCUACAGGGAGCUCAUCUGUGUGCCCUACAUGGCCAAGUUUGUUGUGUUCGCCAAGAUGAACGACCCAGUGGAAUCCAGUUUGAGGUGUUUCUGCAUGACGGACGACAAGGUGGACAAAACCCUGGAGCAGCAGGAGAACUUUGAGGAGGUGGCAAGGAGCAAAGACAUAGAGGUUUUGGAGGGAAGGCCCAUCUAUGUGGACUGCUAUGGAAACUUGACUCCUCUGAUCAAAGCUGGUCAGCAGUUAGUUCUUAACUUCUACGCCUUCAAGGAAAACCGUUUGCCCUUCUGUGUCAAGGUUAGAGAUCCCAGUCAGGAGCCCUGCGGCCGCCUCACUUUCCUAAAAGACUGUAAGUCCACAAAAGGCCUCCCGCAAACCGCCGUGUGCAACCUGAACAUCACACUUCCUGCGGUGAAAAAGGAAAUGGAGUCAGAUGCCGAGGAUGAGACUGAAAAGCCAGAUCGACGUCAUACCUUUGCAUCCCUAGCCUUACGUAAGCGCUACAGCUAUCUGACCGAGCCUGCACCGAAAACAGCAGUCGAACGAAGUGCAGCAGCAAGAGCACUGCCUGCUGGUUACCCUCACAAACCUGUCUUUCCAACCAGACCUUACCCACCAUGGUCGGCUGCUCCUAUUACCAUCCCUGGCCAAGCAAGGACCAUCGGAGUGGGGGGUUCCUUCACCCCUACUGAUUCCCCGCCAGGGUCACCAGCUGGUUCUCCAUUAAAGUCUGCCUGGCCCCUCUCAGCCCCUUCACUUGCAUGUCCGGCAACUAUAAAAGCUGCCCUAGGAACAUCCCCCCCAGCACCUGCCUUGUCAUCCCCAGUUAAAUCAAUGGCUGAGAUACCAUCAUCAUCCCCCAUCAGGUCUUACAGGACUGUGCCUUCACCCAUUAAAACAGUUGUCCAGCAGGGCCAAUACCCCAUUCAAGGUCCUACUAGCCUUCUGACCUCUGGAAGUAAACCUGCCACAGACCCAGUUUCAAUCAAAAACCUUGCUUCGGCAUACACAUCAAGGACCACUUCCAUUCAUUCAAUACCAAAUGGUUCUUUAUCUGACAGAUCUUCUGCCCCUGUUCCAUUUGCAGCACCACCCAAAAUGCUCUCCAGUAUUUACAGUUCUAAUCUGCCUUUUAAAACUGCCCUUGGGUCCACUGUUGUGACAGAAGCAGUGGCAGCCACUCUGUCUUCUGUAAAAAGUACCUCUAGUUUGUCAUCUUUAAAAACCUCUGUUGAUUCAACACUCUCAUCUCGAGGAGGGAGGACUCCUGUGUUAUCUCUUUCAACUGGUCAGAUGACCGUUGCAGGCUCAGAUUUCUCAGCGAUGAAUGGAUCGGCCUCACCUGUAAAAUAUCUGUCAUCCUCCUCAACGCCAUCCUCACCCACUUCACGUCUUUUCUCAGAGAGAAGUAGCAGUCUUCAGGACAGGAUCCAAGCUACCACACAGGCAGCAACUUCUGGUGUCAGUGCAGCCAUAAAUGAAGCUAUAGAUUCAUACUCUGUCUCAGGAUUUGGCACGCUUAAAUCACUAUCCUCCUCACGUAGAUCUACAACAUCAAGUUCUGCAUAUGGUUCCUUAAGAUCUACAACUGCCUCCCCAAGUUCAGCAGUCUCAUCUAAUACAAUGACUGUCCCUGUUUAUUCAUUAGUCAACGUGAUCCCAGAGACCCCUGUCAAACCAGGUCCUGGGUCUCUCAAAAUGGCACAUCCUGAUUCUCCUCGUGUCUCGUCCUUUUCGUCUUCUUGUGUUACUGGAACAAAAAUAAAGUCCCAAUUAAAGUCUCCUCCAUUUAUCACUCCACCUAUCAUUCACCCAACUGCAGCUUCCAACCAGGAAAUAUUGAAAGAUGUUGCAGACAUGAAAGAGGAUCUAAUUAGAAUGACAGCUAUCUUACAAACAGAUACGCAGACAGCAGCCAAAACUGUACAAACAUCGCAUAUUGGCACCCCUAAAGAAGCCAAGUUGGAGGACGAGGAGCCAUAUACUCUAGUUGAAAAGGUGAAAGAAGAUUUAGUCAAAGUCAGUGAAAUAUUACAGAAAGAUAUGACUGAAGGUAAGGCCAUUGCUGCUAAAGAAAAAGCCUCAGAGCAAGAAUGGGAGGAAUUUUCCAAAGAUGAGAUCGAAGAAGCACAAAGAAGUGCCUUCCCCAAUUAUUAUCCUGCUUUAGAUGAAGACGCACUCUUUAACCACCAAUCUUUAUCAAGCAAAUUAAAGUUGGCUGAAGUAGUAGAUUUCUUAACAAAUGACAUUGGUGCUAGCUCUCUUUCAAAAAUGGCUGAUCUGAAAAGUAGAUUUGAGGCAGAGUUGAAAACUGAUGGGGAAGAGAAACAAAAACGAGUCCUCAAACCAUCAAUGUCCAUACAAGAAAACAAACUCAAAAUGCCUCCACCAGUCUCAGGCAUGCCCAGGUCUCCUUCAGAGAAGGACCUUAGCAAGCUUGCCGAGUCAUAUCAAGGGCCGGACACGAUACUAGAAUCUCCUGAGGACCUGUCUCACGAGCAGGAUAAAAGUCCCCUUUCUGACAGCGGGUUUGAGACGAGGAGUGAAAAGACACCUUCUGCUCCUCAAAGUGCAGAAAGCACAGGACCAAAACCUUUAUUCACAGAUUCACCAAUCCCCCCUUGCGUAACUGAGACCAGAACUGAAGUUGUCCACAUUAGAAGCUAUGAGCAGCCAGACGAUCUUUGUGAGCCUGGACUCAUGCAGGAGGCUGCAUCUGCGCUCCCGACUGUAGAGCUUGAACCUGCUACAGCAAACGCCUUACAGAUGAAAAUGUCAGAAGAUGAUGCCUUGAUGAACAAAAGCAUGUGUCUUAAAGAGGAAACUCAUAUUACCACAACAACUAGAAUGGUAUAUCACAAGCCUCAACUAACUGAUGGCACAGAGAUGAUAGAAGAAGCCAUGUCUGUUAGAGAUAUCAUGAAAGCUUUUCAGUCAGGACGGGAUCCAUCUAAAGACCUGGCAGGGCUUUUUGAACAUAAAGCUAGCCAAGAUUCAGUGAAAGGGGAUGAACUGACUCCUAGGUUUCUUGACAGAGACAUUAAGUCCAAACCUAAGGUUGAAAGGAUCAUAGAAGUUCAUAUUGAAAAGGGUCACAGUGCAGCAGAACCAACAGAAGUCAUUAUCAGAGAAACAAAGAAACACCCUGAGGUUUACAUCUACAAAGGUGACCGUGGAAUAAAGGAGCUUACUGAUUACGAUGAGGCUCAACAGGAAGAAGAAGAACUUACUGCAGAAGAAUCACUGCCCUCCUUUCUGGAAACAUCUCGCGUUAAUACCCCUGUGUCACAAGAAGAGGAUAGUAGGCCAAGUUCGGCCCAACUAAUAGCAGACGAUUCAUAUAAAGCUCUAAAACUCCUCAGCCAGCACUCCAUAGAAUACUGUGAUGAUGAAUUGUCAGAGGUUCGAGGGGAGUCAUAUAGAUUUGCUGAGAAAAUGCUUCUUUCUGAGAAAAUUGACCCAUCACUGCAGUCUUAUUCAGAUACAGAAGAAUCUGCAGCAGUAGCUGACAAAAAACGCCGCCUAGUUUCUGAGGAAACUGGUAGCACUGAGUUCCCAAAGCAGCAGCAAGGAAGCCCCAAAAGAGAAUUUGUUUCUAAGUCAUCAAAAGAUGGGUCUCCUAAAUCAGGUAAAUUCCUGCACAAGGAUGAACCAUCUCAGUUUGACAAGGUGACAGUGCUCCAUUACUCCACAGAACAGGGCAGUCCUAAACAUGCAGUUUGGAUGCGAUUUACUGAGGACAAACAUGAUAAGAGCAGGGAUAAGCUGCUUUAUGAAGAUCGGGUAGAUCAGACUGUAAAGGAAGCCGAAGAAAAACUCAGUGAAGUAUCUCAGUUUUUCCGUGAUAAAACAGAGAAGCUCAAUGAUGAGCUGCAGUCCCCUGAGAAAAAGCCUGUAAAACGAGAGCUGAGAGAGCCUAGAUCCUGGCCUAGCUCAGUCUGUAGCAGCCCAGAGAAAACAAAACAGAAACUUAAAACAGGAGAUGAGGGGUUCAGUAAAACCAGACUCAAUGAGCCCUCAGUUGGUAAAAUGUUUGGAACCUCCACAGUUACUGAAAAGAAAAGCUAUAGCUUACCAAGCAGUCCUCAGAAAACUGUUGUCUAUAAAACCAGUGAGGAUCAAUUAAAACAAGAACCUAAGGCUAGUGCAUCUGAACCAUUGUCUCCUGAUCAUGUAAAAGCAACAUCCAAAGUCAGUGCAGUGAGGAUGAAAUUUGAAUCAGUGGCUCAGAAAGACAAUCAAAGUCAACGUAGUCCAACUAAAAUUCCUCCACUCGUACAACCAAAACCAUCAAUAAAGAAAUUACAGGAAAGCAAACUUCCUGUAUUUGCUGGAGGAAAACCAUCAAAAGUUACUGAAACAUCAGAAGAAAAUGGACAUAAAAAUAACAUUGAGAAAUACAUAGAAUGUACUAAGCCUGUCCAGGUACCAACAUCUAAAAUCCCCAAAGUAGACAAGCUUCCAAACAGAAACCUCACUGAGGUCUCUCAACAAAUUGGAGAAACGAAGACUGAAAAAGCAAAUGCUAAAGCUAAAGAUACUUCCUCUUGUGCAACUCAGGAAAAUAAAAACAGCAAUAAAAGCCAGUUAAAGACGCAUACUCUCUAUGAAAGUGAUUCUAAAAUACACCAACAAGCCACAAAAAGUGCUAACUCUUCCAAAGAAAUAAAAGAUGAACUACCCAAAAAAGAUGCAGAGGAAUCCCUAAACAAAAACCUCAAAAAAAAUGCAGAGUCUCAUAUUCCUGUAAGAACAACUUGCCUCCAAUUAGAUAAUGUCCUCACAAAGAAAGAGACACUAACAAAGCCCUCACAGAUACCUAUACUAUCUAAAACCAAAGGUCUUGAGACUAGUCCAGCAAAAACAGAUCUAACCUUUGAAAUUCUAGACAAUGCACCCAAAGAUUCCAACUCUAAUAACCUUCUUAGCCCCAGGGAAAUACUAGAGAAAGUUAUAACUCCUUCUGCUCCAGUAACAACUAAAGAGAACUUUAAGGGCAUCAAAACAUUGCCUGUUUAUGUCCAGGUUGGCAGGCAGGCAGAGAGAGAAGCUAAGGGAGCACUUUACAAUGUCAAACAGAAAUCAAACUCUAUACUAAGCCCCAUAAGCCCUGACGAUGACACAUUAGAGCAGGUUUCUUUCAUAGACAGCUCUGGUAAAAGCCCUAUUACACCAGAAACCCCCAGCUCCGAGGAAGUCAGUUAUGACCUCACAUGCAAAACUCCUGAUGGCUUUAUGGGGUUCAUAUCAGAACAACCAAGUCCCAUCAUGGAGGUAUCUGAGGAAUCAGAGGAAGACGGUCAAGGAAACACAGUUUUCUCUUUUAAAGAAGCCCCUAUAAAGAGUAGAACUAGUGUCGAUGAUACUCAAGCAGACCUUGUUAAUGCUAAUAAAAAAGUAACAAAAGAUAUUGAUAAUCAGCAGGAAUUAACUAAUAAUUUAAACAAAGAAACAGUCACUAGCAUGCAUGAAGAAAUUAAAGAGCAGGAGCAACAUAAAGUUUCAAAAGACAAGGGUAUUGCAUAUAUUGAGUUUCCUCCCCCUCCCCCUCUCGACUCAGCUUCAGAGCACUCAGACCCAGAAAGAAAAGGUUCCUGUGCCUCUUCAGAGACUGAAACAGAAAUGAUGGAUGUGAACUUGCAGGAAGAGCAUGACAAGCAUCUGCGAACUGAGCCAAUUAUACGCAUACAACCUCCUUCCCCAGUCCAACCUGGGACAGAUGAAAGUCAGUCAAAUGCUGAUGAUGCAGAUGAGGAGGAUGAGUCCAUUUUCCAACCAAUUCCUUGCAAGAAAUUGAUUUCUAAAAUUUCUGCGGAGGAGGAGGAAAAGGAGGAACAAGAAAAACCUCUUAAAGCCAAAAGGCAUGACAGAAAUGGAAAUAAAGAUCAUAGUGGGACCAAUGGCUCCAGCAAUGGUUCCAAAGGUUCCAAUGGCAAAGGAGAGGACAAUGAAUGUGAACAAAAUGGAAAUGACCAGUCAAUAACGGACUGUUCAAUAGCCACAACAGCAGAAUUUUCUCACGAUACAGAUGCGACAGAAAUAGACUCUCUAGAUGGAUAUGAACUGCAAGAUGAAGAUGAUGGGCUGUACGAACAAGCGGAAUCUCUCCGGCUUAUUGGUCUUUCAGACAGUCGAAAAGAUGUUUGGGCAAUAGACUCGUUUAGGUCCUCUGACCGCCCUUUUCCACAAACUAAACUGGAAGUUAUUGAAGAGGAGAAAAUCCCAGAGGAAUGUCAGAAGGAUACUUUGAAAAAAGAUACUGCCUUAAACAAUGGCAAGGCUGAUUGUAUGAGUAAAGAUCAAGCUCAAAGCCAGGAGCAAAAACAUUCAAAUAAAGAAGGAUUUUCAGACAGUUACUUUAGUUAUAAAUUAGAAGAAGAGUUUAAUUCUCCUUUUAAGACUGUUGCUACCAAAGGCCUAGAUUUUGAUCCAUGGCCCAGUAAAAGUGGCGAAGGAGAAGUCAUUGACAUGGGAGGGAUACAAGGGAACAACAGUGAGCCAAAGCCUUAUGGACUAGCAGUCGAGGACCAAUCUCAGGCCACAACAGCAGAAACUACUCCAGCUCAGACACCGACAGACGAUAGCACGCCAACAAGCGAUCCAAACCCAUUUCCCUUCUAUGAAGGGAAGAUGUUUGAGAUGACACGCAGUGGUGCGAUUGACAUGAGCAAGAGGGACAUGGUGGAGGAGAGGCUCCAGUUUUUUCAGAUUGGCCCUCAGAGCCCCUGUGAGAGAACAGAUGUCCGCAUGGCGAUAGUAGCCGACCACCUCGGCCUCAGCUGGACUGAGCUGGCCAGGGAACUGGAUUUCUCUGUGGAAGAGAUCAACUUGAUCAGAGUGGAAAACCCCAACUCCCUGACAGCGCAGAGCUUCAUGCUGCUAAAGAAAUGGGUGCACAGGGAUGGUAAAAAUGCCACAACGGACGCUUUAACUGCGGUGCUGACUAAGAUCAAUCGCUUGGAUAUUGUGACUUUGCUGGAAGGGCCCAUAUUUGACUACGGUAACAUAUCAGGCACACGCUGCUUUGCCGAUGAUAACGCAGUAAUCCCGGAUCAGUCCGAUGGGUACCACAAUUAUGAUCUGGAACUGAAAACCCCAACAGACCUCACCUACGUCCCCCCUACCCCGCUGCGCUCCGACGAAUUCUUUAGCGAGGGCGAUGCUAGUGUAGAGUCCCCUACCAAGACCUCGCUUAGCAGACCUAGUGACCUCACCCUCGCACAGACCACCAGCCCUGAACCCUCCACAGGGGUCCAACGCCCUGGCUUGGCGCCUCCCAUUGUUGGACCUGAAGACACAACCCUGACUAGAGGAGAAAGAGUCGUCUCUGUGGAGAUGCCAGACAACGACAGAAGGGCUGCAGAGCAAGUAAGGAGGACAGAAGAUGUGAUCGCAGGGCAUCGAGUCUCCUCAGAGAGUCAGGAAGGGAACCUAAAAGGUGCCGUACGCACCAGUUCUGGAAAUGAAAGAGAGGAAGAAGAAGAGGAGAUGACUCAGGAGAAGCUGAAGAGUCUGCUGGAGGAUAUAAAGCUGGAGGGAGGCAUGGAGGAAGAGGAGAUGACCGAAGAGAAGAUGAACGCGAUCCUUAAACAAGUACGACAAGCAGAAAAAGGCAUGUCUUCAGUUCCAGGUUGGAGAGGCGAGGCGUCCGGCGCCGCCUUGGAGUCGGCAGCUGUUGGACACAGCCCCAGCACCGAGGAGGCCAGCGCCGAAAGUCCAACUGAUUCACUGGAGCAGCCGCCGGCUCUGAACGGAGGCGACAGAGAGACCGCCAAGAAGAAGACGCCUCAGGAGGACAGGAGCACAGCUGGACCAAGCAAAGGACGGGAAGAGGGAGGCAACAAGACCCAGCACAAAGUCCAGGAGAGCAUCGGAGCUGACGAGUCCAGCUCUGAUGGGGAGACCACCGUCACCACCAGGGUGUACCACAGACGGGUCAUACUGAAGGGAGAGGAGGCCAGAAACAUUCCUGGACAGUCUGUGACAGAGGAGCAGUUCACAGAUGAAGACGGGAAUCUGGUCACCAGAAAAGUGAUCAGAAAGGUUGUGCGCCGAGUUUACAACUCUGAGGAAAAGAGGGAAUGUGAAGGCCCAAUAGUUCCAGCGGGGGAAGAAGCUCCUGGUGGUGUAGUAAAAGGUGAAGCAGGUGCUGCUGCUUCAGCGGCAGCAGGAAACAAGGGUGGGAAGGGCAAGAAAAGAGGCAAGCGUUCCCGACAAGGCCGCAAGGAGGAAGCCCAGAGAGACAAACCGGAGCCUGGAGAUGGCGCCAACAAAAAGCAGGGGAAGAAGAGUCAGUCGUAACAGCAGCGCUCUCAACUAAACCUGGUUUUUGAGGGUCCACCUGCGACCCCACCCUCAACUUCAGGACGAGGCCCCCGCAGGAGCCGGGCCAGUCGUGUUUGAAUCGUUCACUUUACGCAUGGUUUCCAGCAAAACGACGUUACUUUUUCUUGAUUUCGCAUGAGCAUGUCACCAAACUCACAAAAUGAUGGACGUGAGCUGGAAAAACCUGGAAACUCAAAAGUUUUGGGCGAAUGAACUGAAGCCGGAACAAAAAGAGAGAGGAAGAGCGGCCGACGGCGCAGGCUUCACUCUCAGACACUCGUCGUUUCUGUUGCCUCCUGGACCUGCAGGACUGGGGAGCGCCAUGCGGUUCUUUUGUAAGACGUCCAGCAGGUGGACUUUGUUGUAUAUAAAUGACUAUAAAAAUCUAAAAAAAAUAAAUAAAAGUAGCUUCACAGACUGUUUAUGCACUGAUCCAAGAUGAAGCUUUGUGGAGUUUGUUUGAGGUCGACACUGUUGAGCUGCCUUGAGUGUGUGACCUGAUUUGCUCUUCCUACACAAACAAAACGAGGAACGAACGGAGGAAAAACACGUUUAUUAUUAUUUGAAUUAUUGUUUUUUUUUUUGUCUUUACAGCCAACAGCUCUGAUACUGUGCAUCAUCCUUCAGAGAAACAUGUUGCUGCAUGUGACGUCACCCGAUUUUCAACGCUUUUUUUAUUUUAGCUCAUUCAAAGCACUGGAACGCAAGAAGACGAUGCUUUUGUGUGCGUGCGUGUGUGUGUCAUCAUAAAACGUGUGUUUCUGUAAACCCAUCACACACUAGAAAUGAGAUCUUUUAGCUCCACUCUUUUCAAAAUGGGGACUGUUUUGAUUUUGUAGUUUUAUGACGUUCAUCUUGUUUAACUGUUGUUUACCAGAACCAGAGGAUCUCGUUUUUAACCCGAAUCAAAGCGAACCAACAGCUGGAAUCACACAAAUCACACCCGUGAUCACACGGUGGUAAAAAUGUCUAUUUCUUUGUGUGUGUAAAUCUUUUUUUCUGUACUUUUUUUUUGUUCCAUACAAAUCCACCCUAUGCAUUCACUGAUCAUGAAUCUGGUACCAACAUGUAUGAUGAACCAACAUAACCUACACUGGAUGACCCAAGUAAUUAUUUAAGCAAAAAAAAUACAAAUAAAUUGUUUUAACUGAA
Messenger RNA from Nematolebias whitei (Rio pearlfish), 13832 nucleotides. RefSeq names its product ankyrin 3b (gene ank3b). Gene Ontology annotation, molecular function: protein binding. The record is from RefSeq and is a predicted model, not a curated record. The transcript has 50 exons. Gene Ontology annotation, biological process: signal transduction. NCBI's taxonomy places the organism in Eukaryota, Metazoa, Chordata, Actinopteri, Cyprinodontiformes, Rivulidae. Bases 405 to 12656 code for a protein of 4083 amino acids.